Cladophialophora immunda is the source of this 1158-nucleotide messenger RNA. RefSeq lists its product as uncharacterized. The coding region runs from base 77 to 409 and encodes 110 amino acids. NCBI's taxonomy places the organism in Eukaryota, Fungi, Ascomycota, Eurotiomycetes, Chaetothyriales, Herpotrichiellaceae. Gene Ontology annotation, cellular component: mitochondrial inner membrane. Gene Ontology annotation, biological process: mitochondrial respiratory chain complex IV assembly. The record is from RefSeq and is a predicted model, not a curated record. The transcript is spliced from 3 exons.
CCAAGACGAAGUUCGCACCGUGGUAUUUUAUCCUCCUCUACCUCCCUCAGCGGCAUCUCGGAAUUGAGUCGCGAAUAUGCAUUCCUCGCUUCCCCUGCGGGCUGGCAUCCUCAAGCGCUCCUCCUACUACAACUCCGACUACCGUAGCGGGGCUGCCCUGCUUCGAGCCCGCCGGCCGUACCUAGUCAAGAAUACCCUCACGGGCCUGGCGAUCUUCGGCUUCGCAAUUGGAGUUUUUGCAUUUACCCUCAAAGCCGUGGGCCAAGAGACCUUUGACGACGUGAUCGUCCCGUCGGACCCGCAAGUCGUUGCGCCAAACUCGUCCUCCGCCGAAGCUGCACGGUUACAGCAGAUCCAGAACCAGUCGCCUAAGACACCCACCGCGCAGGCCAACGGGAUGCGUUCAUAGCCACCGCCAAAACCUCCUCCAUUGUUGAGCGACAAUGCCACAUGGAAAUGUUACAACAAAGGUCGAAAAAGUAGGCGAGGAACGGCCGCAUAACGAACUAUCGGAAGAGGGAGAGCCAAUUUUUGAAAAGUCAGCAUGCUUCGAAUGUGUAUAAUAAUGACGAGGCAAUCAAGCGGGACCUGGGAGUCGCUUGGAAUAGGAUGUCCUCACGGACAAAUCUCUUUCAUCAGAGCCACUCGUCCGUACCUGGCAUGUGAAAACUACCCUGCUCUAGUGGGCGGACUCCCGAGUCGGACUUGGUUGCGCCUCGUUGACUCUACGGAGCUUUGUGAACGUAGGUGACUUGUGAUGUGGGUUUCCUUAAAGGGAAAGAUGGGUUGAUGGAUACCUGGAGGCAUCUGAAGCAUGUUCACACUCGAUCCGACUUGAGCCAAAGUCGAAGGUCCAUAUAGAUGGGAAAUCCAGGAAGAGGGACGCCUGGCCGUUCAAGCACUUCGCAACUCAGCACAUACUAUUCAACGUGGGACGCGGAUCAAGGGAGAAUUCAAUAUCAAAAUAUCCUCAGCUAAAGUUUAUCCAAGAUGCAAAACUUGUGAAUCGAGAGUCUGGAAGGGCUUUGACCAGCGUCUAUCAAAGGCGUUCUUUCAUCCUUCAUUUCAUAAGCCGCCAGACUGUGUAUCUUCACUUUACCAUCAUCAUCAUCAUUGAAUAUUAGCGAACGCUGAACCUUCCAGUUCCCGCUGUAAUGG